AUGUCAUCAAAGAGACUAGUCAGAAAACAAUCGCUAAUAUCAAAAGUUCAAUCAUUCCCAUUUGACACAUAUCUUUAUUUAAAUGAAAUACGAUUAUCAAUUGAUUGGGAUGAAUACGCAGUUUCGCUAGGGUUACCUUUAGGUAUAUCAAUUUGCUCAUUAUCAGUUGUUAUUCAAUCCAUAUUGACUUAUUAUAAUUCUAUAAAUAAAAGAUCUAAAAACUCAUUGUUUAAUUCUAAUUACUAUCAAUAUGAAAAUUUAAAAAAUUCAAUAAAUUCUAAGAAGCAAAUACAUGAUUAUGAAAUUAAUACCUCAACUACUAAUACUAUUAUGUGGAGUCUAAAUGGAUUACAAAGCUUGAUUGCCAUAUUGUCACUCGUAAAUGUUGUGCUAAUAUAUACCGGUAGGAGAAAUUACCAAUUAUUAUAUUGCAAAAACAAACCUCAUUAUAAAUCAGCAGUUCAUCCAGCUAGUCAAGAAUCAAUUUUUUACAUGGCUCUUUAUUUCAUUGUUAAUUUCUUCUCAAAAGAUGAGGAAGAUGGAGAAGACGGAAGUGAAAAUUUUCAUGAUAAUACUGAAGAUAUAGGAGAAGGUGAAUCUUGGCAAUUAAGAGUUUGGGAACCUUCUAAAUUUUCAUUAUAUGUUUAUAUUGCUUUGAAUCCAGUUAAUAACUAUAUUAUUCAUUAUUAUACUUCAGAAAUUUCAUCCUUGAGUAUGAUUAUACUAAUAAUGUUAGUGACUGCAUUAAACUACAAGUUGAUAGAAGGAUUUUUGAAUUUAUUACAGGAUAAAAAGAUAUUAUUCCAAGAGACUUUUAGUGAGUUCAAUAAUAAAUUUGUACUACCAAAGACAAACAUAUUAAAGAAAGAUGCGGUGGUGGAUGCAACAAUGGGGCCUUUAUAUUCAUCUGUUUUAGUGAACGAUAAACCAUACACGUUCACAAGACUGAAAGCUUUUACUACACAUGAUUCAAAAGGUAAGCCAACUACAGAAUAUAUUGAUUCAACAAUAGCAGAAGAACCAGAGAAUGGUGAAACUGAUAAUUUAUAUUUUCCAAGAAGCCAACAACCAAGUAGAGUGCCAAGUCGAGCUGCAAGUCGUAGAGGCAGCGUGUAUGAAUAUCCACAAGCUCAACAUUAUAUUGCACCACCAAUAAAUUAUCAGAAUGAUUACAACAAUAGUUAUUAUUCAUCUACACCAUAUCAAAACCAACUUCCAAUAGGCCGUAUGCAAAGUCCUGGAUCCGCAAGAUUUACAAGAACUCCAACUUAUUCAAAUAACGUCAGUUAUAAUAGAUCGCCAAGUCCUACACACAGAUCGAAUAUAACUAUGAGACUAAGUCCACAAAGAUUGUCACCAAAAAAACCUAAUUUAGAUUAUCCUAAAAAAGAGGGCAUAACUCUGUCUCAUCAUUCACCAAUUACUCGAACACCGCAAUUAUAUAGAUCACCAUCACCCCAACGAACUCCUGUAUUUUAUAGAAGUCCUUCACCAAGACGAGAUUCAGAUUACAAUAGACCUAAACCAGGUUGGAAAUAA
Messenger RNA from Lodderomyces jiufengensis, 1539 nucleotides. RefSeq lists its product as uncharacterized. Gene Ontology annotation, biological process: maintenance of rDNA; regulation of exit from mitosis. Lineage: Eukaryota; Fungi; Ascomycota; Pichiomycetes; Serinales; Debaryomycetaceae. The record is from RefSeq and is a predicted model, not a curated record. The transcript has a single exon. Bases 1 to 1539 code for a protein of 512 amino acids.